Rhagoletis pomonella (apple maggot) is the source of this 689-nucleotide messenger RNA. RefSeq lists its product as uncharacterized. The record is from RefSeq and is a predicted model, not a curated record. NCBI's taxonomy places the organism in Eukaryota, Metazoa, Arthropoda, Insecta, Diptera, Tephritidae.
GCAAAAUAAAGAGAAUUCUGUCCAGCAACAACUACCCACACCACCUAAUACAAAGCCUAAUCGAACAGGAAGUAACAGAAAUAAACAAAAAACAAAACAAAACGCCAACAACGGAAACAACAGACGGAACAACGCAAUAUCACAGUGUGACGUAUAUUCAAAAGUUCUACCAACAACUUGACCAUAAAGUAAACACCAACAACCCUAGUAUAAAAUUGACAUACCGAACCAACUGCACACUAUAUUCGAUUUCCACGCAAACAAAAACGCCAAUUAAGCUCCAUCAACAAAACAACGUGGUAUAUCAAAUUACAUGCAAAGGCAGCGAAUACGAAGACUGCAACAAAGUUUACGUAGAGACAACUAACCGAGCAUUAGGCGUUCGUCUUUCACAUCACGAAGCGGUAUAAAGAAAAAUAAAAACAGCACAGCAUUAGCAUAACACGUACUUACCAGUGGUAAUACAGCUGAUCUAACUAAUGUCAAAAUACUGGACAAGGAGAAGAGGGAACGUACAAGAUACACAAUAGAGAGUUUACGUAUACUACAGAAAAGGGAAAAUCAACAAGAAGGAAUUUAGUUUGACGAAAUUCCCACAUAUAGAUGGUAGCAAUGUUCUUUAUGUUUUUCAAUGCAUUUAAUGUUUUUUAUAUGUAUUUGCCUUUGUGAAGAAAAACUCAAUGUAAGUG